AGAGAUAGGUUUAGAGAGAUUGUAGCAGCCGCGCCCUCCGGGGCGGCUCGCAAGAAACACCCUGGCAAAGCAGUUAUGGCUGGUGGAUUUGCUGGAGGUUUAGAGAUCCUGUGCACGUUCCCUACAGAAUAUGUAAAGACACAGUUACAGUUGGACUCCAGGGCGGUAACACCACGCUAUACAGGGAUUGGAGACUGCAUUAAGAAGACGUUCGCUCAACACGGAUUCUUUGGUUUCUAUAGGGGAUUAUCCUCCUUGUUAUAUGGUUCAAUUCCUAAAGCUUCUGUCAGGUUUAUGGGAUACGAAGCACUGAGGAACAAGCUGGUAGAUAAGGAUGGGAAACUUACUCAGAUUAGAACUGUGCUGUGUGGACUAGGUGCUGGUGUAACUGAGGCUAUUGUUAUCGUGUGUCCUAUGGAAACUGUAAAAGUGAAGUUUAUUCACGACCAGAACCAGGCUAAACCUAAGUAUAAGGGAUUUGUUCACGGAGUCAGAGAAAUAGUGAAACAGGAAGGUUUCAGGGGUACAUACCAAGGUCUCACAGCUACAAUCCUGAAACAGGGUUCCAACCAAGCUAUCAGAUUCUUCGUCUUCAACAACUUAAAAUCUUCUUUCCAGGGUGGAGAUAACACGGUGGAAAUAGGAAUUGCGCGCACAUUUUUGUGUGGUGGAAUUGCUGGAGCAGCCAGUGUAUUCGGUAACACCCCUCUGGACGUUGUAAAGACAAGAAUGCAAGGUUUGGACAGGCACCUGUACAGAAACACACUCCACUGCGCGCAGGAGGUCCUCAAACACGACGGUCUCAAAGGGUUUUAUAAAGGCACAGUGCCCAGGCUGGGGAGGGUUGUGUUCGACGUUGCGUUUGUUUUCACAAUUUACGAGCAAACUAUGAAAGUGCUGGAUCUCGUCUGGAAAACUGACUAAACACUGAACCUGGUGGUGUGAUGUUACUACUGUUACGUGACGUCAUCAUUGUGACUUUGUAACAAUAGCAUGCGUACUUUUGAUGAAUAAUUUACAUGUUUUAGAUUGAAAUACUUAACCUAGAAAUCUUAAAAAGCUAUUUUUACGACAUUAGUUUA
Molecule: messenger RNA, 1082 nt
Organism: Bolinopsis microptera
Lineage: Eukaryota; Metazoa; Ctenophora; Tentaculata; Lobata; Bolinopsidae
Product: tricarboxylate transport protein, mitochondrial-like
Exons: 9
Coding region: 76-924 (282 amino acids)
Biological process (GO): mitochondrial citrate transmembrane transport
Cellular component (GO): mitochondrion
Molecular function (GO): citrate secondary active transmembrane transporter activity
Source: RefSeq, a predicted model, not a curated record